AUGAAUAGUAGUACUUACUGCAAGGGAACGGGACAUUCGUCAUCAAAACAAGAUUUCUUGAGAGGUUAUGCCUCAAAGUCUGGUGACAUUCAAGUAAAGUUUAACAAGUUUGAUACCUACCUUUGCGAUGGUCCAGCCAACCAAACCACCACCAACAAGGACGAACUCAUGACUUUCUUUACCGAUAUGACAAAGAUGAGAAGAAUCGAAACCGUUGCCGAUCAACUCUACAAGAAGAAAUUAAUCAGAGGUUUCUGUCAUUUGUACAAUGGUCAAGAAGCUGUUUGUACUGGUAUGGAAGCAGCCAUUACCAAGGAAGAUCAUGUCAUUACAGCAUACAGAGACCACACUUUUAUGAUGGCUCGUGGUGCCACUCCAAAGGAGAUCUUGGCCGAAUUGUUGAUGAAGUCAACUGGAUGCUCCAAGGGCAAGGGUGGUAGCAUGCACAUGUUUACACGUAAUUUCUAUGGAGGCAACGGUAUUGUCGGAGCACAAUGUCCACUCGGUGCAGGUAUUGCCUUUACCCAAAAGUACAAUAACACUGGCAACGUCUGUCUCACAUACUAUGGUGACGGUGCCGCCAACCAAGGCCAGCUUUUCGAGGCCUUUAACAUGGCCAAGCUCUGGGACUUGCCAUGCAUUUUCAUCUGCGAGAACAACAAAUUCGGUAUGGGUACCCCCCAAAAGCGUGCCGCUGCCGGUGACGACUUUUACACCCGUGCUCACUACAUUCCAGGUAUCAAGGUCGAUGGUAUGAACGUCCUCGCCGUCAAGACUGCCGGUAAGUGGGCUGCCGACUGGUGCCGUGCUGGCAAGGGACCAUUGGUCAUGGAAAUGGACACCUACCGUUACGUCGGUCACUCCAUGUCUGAUCCAGGUACCUCAUACCGUACUCGUGAGGAAGUCAACAAUGUCCGUCAAAUCCGUGACCCAAUCGAAUACGUCCGUAAGCUCAUCCUCGACAACAAAUGCGCCACCGAAGACGAACUCACCGCCAUUGAAGACGCUGCCCGUGUCGAAAUGGACGAAGCCGCUGAAUUUGCCAUCGCCUCUCCAUUCCCAGAACCAGGUGAACUUUACACCAACGUUUACAAAGAACUCGUCCCAGUUCGUGCCGUCGAAAUGACAGAUACACUAAUUGUAGUAGUCAACCAACAAGGGAAUAAGCAACAACAACAACAAAUCAAGGAUAUAAUAUUAUUUGGUGGUAUGUUCAUCAUCUUCAUUCUAUUAAUUUGUUUGUUUGGUCCUCUUAAAAAUGUUCAACAUCACAGAUCAAAUAUAACAGCAGCAGAGCAACAACAACAACAACUACGGUGA
Messenger RNA from Cavenderia fasciculata, 1320 nucleotides. RefSeq names its product pyruvate dehydrogenase E1 alpha subunit (gene pdhA). The record is from RefSeq and is a predicted model, not a curated record. Gene Ontology annotation, biological process: pyruvate decarboxylation to acetyl-CoA. The transcript is spliced from 5 exons. Gene Ontology annotation, cellular component: intracellular membrane-bounded organelle. NCBI's taxonomy places the organism in Eukaryota, Evosea, Eumycetozoa, Acytosteliales, Cavenderiaceae. The coding region runs from base 1 to 1320 and encodes 439 amino acids. Gene Ontology annotation, molecular function: pyruvate dehydrogenase (acetyl-transferring) activity.